AUGACCAAGCCGAAAGGCGACAACACUUGGGGACAAAGAAACGGAGAACACGACCGAGUAACUUUGGCGGACAAAUUAGGAGGACACACGCGACUGAGGACAUUAUAAAAAGCUGGAAAUAGUACUCGCGUGGGUCGGUCGCACAAAAUAAACGUUAACGCAUGCCACAAACACUACCCACCCCUUGCCGUGUCACGCCAGCCUCUUUUUUGCUCGACGCCCGCUCCCCUUUGUUCCACACAAUUUGUUAUCUCAUUGCUCCAUAUACCUUUUCUUUUUUCCACUUGUUCGACUGACAGCCAUGGGAUCUCUACCCUACUCUGGGAGUAUGAGUUGCACGCGUUCGCCUCUUUGCGUCUUGGAGGUUCCAGCUGCCGACCGCUGAGGGCGGCACAAUCUACCGCGUCGACAACAGCGCAGAUGACAGCGCAAUGUCAUUCGUUAGGUCCGCUCCCAUCAGUAACCGGGAGGAAAGUUUGUGGAAAGGAGCGAAAAACCCCGACAACUACAACACCAGGAAGCCAAUGCACACCGCAUACCACUGAGAGCGGAGCACCGCUGUUCAAGCAGCAGCGCCCCCGAACCGCGACCUUGGUGCUUCUGUGCUGGUAUGAGCGCGUUCGCACAUUUCAGCAAAAAAAACGAAGAAACAGUUGGAACAAAGGAGAAACAUGGAACGGUGAUGACGGAAGAAGAGGGAAUGAAGCAGUGAGCAACGUUCCCGGGAGGAAAGUUGCAUUGCAACGCCGCCAACAACAAACCGAUGCCACAGCGUCGAUCCAUAACCAAGACUUACAGAGUAGGAGAUCCACUGAAUAUGAGAUCGACAAAAAACAAUGGAAACAUGAACGAGAAAAGAAAAUGGGACACUCUCAUCCGUACGCGGCGUUCGCUGUCAAUGAAAUGAGCCGGAGCAGCAAGGAACGGAAAUUCCACCAAGCAAACCCGCGUUGUGUGCUCGACCUUCAGGGCUAUCAAACGACUUGUUAUUUUCAACGUGCAAGUGAGCACGGGAGAAAACCUUCACGAAUACCCGCAAAAGAAGACAUUUGACCAAGGAUCGGAUUUACCCAAACCGUUCGUAUAUUUUUGGCGGGGAUAACCCCGAGCAUCGGAGUUAGCCGAAUCUUAUCUUCAGUUUUUAUGGUCAGUACGGAGUGCCACAUCGAAGAUAACUGACGGUCAGAGCUCUCACUGACGAAAAGAAUUCGACCUUCCGGUAUACCAGAGAC
Messenger RNA from Toxoplasma gondii ME49, 1232 nucleotides. RefSeq lists its product as hypothetical. Lineage: Eukaryota; Apicomplexa; Conoidasida; Eucoccidiorida; Sarcocystidae. The record is from RefSeq and is a predicted model, not a curated record. Bases 421 to 1053 code for a protein of 210 amino acids. The transcript has a single exon.